AAAUGAGCGGACAAGUGGCGUCCGGUUGUGCUGCUGUGCUGCUUUCUUUUUGGCUGUGAAGUGCAAAAGAUAAAAGUGCUAAAACAUUUUAGUAUACGCCUAAAGCAGUGAUUUGGGUAUUUUUUUCUUUUGGAGAAGAUAAGACUGGUGAAAGAAAUUAUAUAAAAAAAAUACAUAAACACGCAGAAAAAUCUAUGUAUAUAUGUAUGCGUGCCGUCUUAUAAUACUCAAACACAUAUUUUAUUGAAAUAAAUAAAUUCCUAAAAACAAAAACCAAAAAAAAAAGAGCUAAUAUAAACAAGCAACACAGGAUAAGUGAUUUUUUACCCAACCGCAAUCUAAACAAAAUUACCACCCAUCAACAGCAAAGUGAUCUCGCGCACUCAAGGUCGGUCUAACUCCACAAAACCACCUUUAAGCUACCUCUACAUACAUAUGUACAUAUGAACUUACAUGCAGCAGUUAUAGUUGUACUUAAAAAUGUGUUCCCCAUCCGGCUAUGAUCGGCUCUAUGGCAGAAGCACUUCCGGUCUGGCGAAACUGCUAUGUAUGGUUUUUUCCCUGAGUGGCAUUUUAUGCAUCUUACUCAGCUCAGCGCCACUGACCAAUUUGCGCGGCCUCGUCUACUUGUGUGUAAUGGCUAUCGCUUGUUGUGGCAGUGCACUCGUUUUUCUGGCGCAUUUCUGUGAAAUGCGGCAUUGUCGGCGCCGCAAUGCUUCUAAAUAUGAGCUGUAUUUCCACGCCACACUGGCGGUAAUGUGCUUUCUGGCAUCCUCUGCGGCGUUGACUUUGGCUUUGGUGACAUACUCCAUCGCAGCGUUUUUCGGAUAUGUCGCAUUCUGUUUGCAUGCCUUGGAGGCCUGGUACAACUAUAGGAGAUACCGUCAGCGGGAUGUGAGCACACAAACGUAGUUGUGAGUGGAUUUUGUUGAAGAUAUCAGCAUUUGUUUAUUUUUUUUUUUUGUUAUUAGGAAAGAGUUUGUGUUGCAGCGAAAUCCACUUUGAUGGUAUAUCUGUGCAUGUAGCCGUAGGUACAUACGCCCGCCUCGCUCUACGUUAAUAUUAUACAUAAAUGCUGCCUUCGUACCCUGAUAUUCAAACUAGCUGUACUUCUGUAAUAUGUGCAUAUGUAUGUAUAUAGUAAUGACUAAUGUUCUUGAAUCAUUGUAAGUCAAGUUAAAGCUCUAAUUGUUUUUGAAUCCAUGAAUCAGAUACUGAAUUUGUUUAUCGUUCGCUGAGGGCACAUGAAAAUACUCUGGGCUACUACUUAUAUAUUAAGAUUUAGAUUCAAAGUACUGUGUGCUAGAUAAAUAUGUAUUAAAUACGCAAAACCAAAAAUUUAUGAAAUUGGAUAUAGAUUUAAAAUGGUCUAUGUAAAAAUAUUACGAGUUAAACUCAUGUCAGUGAACUAUUUUAAAAUGUCAAUUCCG
This is a messenger RNA of Anastrepha obliqua, 1430 nucleotides long. RefSeq lists its product as uncharacterized. Lineage: Eukaryota; Metazoa; Arthropoda; Insecta; Diptera; Tephritidae. The record is from RefSeq and is a predicted model, not a curated record. Bases 481 to 912 code for a protein of 143 amino acids. The transcript is spliced from 4 exons. Gene Ontology annotation, cellular component: membrane.